Messenger RNA from Phanerochaete carnosa HHB-10118-sp, 1398 nucleotides. RefSeq lists its product as uncharacterized. The transcript is spliced from 7 exons. Gene Ontology annotation, molecular function: O-methyltransferase activity. Lineage: Eukaryota; Fungi; Basidiomycota; Agaricomycetes; Polyporales; Phanerochaetaceae. The record is from RefSeq and is a predicted model, not a curated record. Bases 1 to 1398 code for a protein of 465 amino acids.
AUGUCUGCCCUUGAUACACUCGUACAGAUCAUCGCCAAUGGCGUCAAGGAUAUCCAGUCCAAGUCCGCUGAGCGCGGCACGUCCUGGCCUACGCCAGACACGCCUCUCAGCCCGGAGAACGAGAAGCUGCAAAGUGACUUUGCAGCGUCGACUGCACCCGUGAUCGCUGCUGCAUGCCAGCUCAUUGCGACCCUCAAGCAUCCACAUACCUAUUUGAUGGACCUCACGCUCUCGAGUAACCUUUCUAGCUCGGUGUGCGUUGCGGAGGCCGCGUAUGUGCCUAACAUUCUGCGCGAGGCAGGCACGAAGGGUCUACAUGUUAAUGAGAUUGCGGCAAUCAGAAAUGUCGACGCAGGAAAACUAGGCCGAAACCUAAGGCAUCUUGCGUCCCGGCACAUCUUCGAGGAGGUCGCACCGGACAUCUUUAGGAAUAAUCGCAUCUCUUCGUCCAUGUGCACGGGCAAGCUUGUCCAAGAGAUGUUGGAUAGCCCUAUCGACAGGUGGGACGGCACCGAUGGUUUCGCUGCCCUCCUCUCGUUGAACGGGGAUUUUAACCAGUGGGGCAACGGAUGGUUGGCAGAUCAUCUCCUGGACUCUGCGACUGGACACUCGCAGGAACCGAACGAGGCUGCGUGGCAACGCGCCAAGGGCACAAAACUGACCAUUUUUGAUUGGCUGGAACUUCCGGAGCACGCCCUGGAGCUGCGCAAGGUCAGCAUCGGCAUGCGUGCGACCACGAGCUCUGACAGCGACACUGUUGCGACACGAGGCUUCGAAUGGGCGUCACUUCUUUCAGGCAGCCUCGUGGUCGACAUUGGCGGUGGAGUCGGCAGCUUGACCAUGAUUCUUGCAAAGGUCCACAAGCAUCUCCGAUAUGUCGUCCAAGACAGGCACGCUGUAGCCAAGGAAGGCGAGCGGCUGUGGAAGGCAACUAUGCCCGGGUUUGUUGAGAAUGGCAUCGUGCAACUGCAGGGUCAUGAUUUCUUUGCGGAACAGCCUAUCAAGGACGCCGGCGUAUUUAUCAUCAGACACGUCAUCCACGACUGGUCGGACAAGUACGCGAGCAAGAUCCUGUCGCGACUGCGGGACGCGGCACAGCCAACCACCAAGCUCGUCGUGAUGGACAUUAUCGUAGACUACAUGUGUCGCGACUCUGGCGGUGUCGCUGACAUACCCGGCGCCACGAGGUCUCAGGCUCCGGAGCCGCUGCUGCCCUAUGCCGACUCGGCGACGGGUCGGACGUACAGUUUAGAUAUUUGUAUGAUGUGCGCUGCAAAUUGCCAAGAGCGUACGCUGGGGCACUUCGUCGAGCUCCUGAAGAGCGCAGGCUGGAAGGUUGAGCGGGUGUGCCGCUUUGAUUAUCCUCUUCCGCAGCAGCUCGUCUGCUCGCCUCUCUAA